AGCAGCAGCAGCAGGAGGAGGCGGAGGAGGAGGCGGCGGCGGCGAUUCUGGCUGAGGGGAGCGCGAGGCAGUGCGAGCGCCGCUGCCGCCCCCUGUGAUCCGGGAGCCCCAAGUCCGGGCGGAGGAGGCGGCGGAGGGCGGCAGAGCGGCGGCGGCGGCGGCAGCACAGCGGCAGCAGGAGGAGUCUGCGCGCGGCCCCCCCUCCCUCAGCCCCGCUACAGCCCCCUCCCUCCCUGCGCGCUCCGCACCGCCACCAUGUCGGCGCCGGCGGCCAAAGUCAGUAAGAAGGAGCUCAACUCCAACCACGAUGGGGCCGACGAGACCUCAGAAAAAGAGCAACAGGAAGCAAUUGAACACAUUGAUGAAGUACAGAAUGAAAUAGACAGACUGAAUGAACAAGCCAGUGAGGAAAUUUUGAAAGUAGAACAGAAAUACAACAAACUCCGCCAACCAUUCUUCCAGAAGAGGUCAGAAUUGAUCGCCAAAAUCCCAAAUUUCUGGGUAACAACAUUUGUCAACCACCCGCAAGUAUCUGCACUGCUGGGAGAAGAAGACGAAGAGGCACUGCAUUAUUUGACCAGAGUUGAGGUGACAGAAUUUGAAGACAUCAAAUCAGGUUACAGAAUAGAUUUUUAUUUUGAUGAGAAUCCAUACUUUGAAAAUAAAGUUCUCUCCAAAGAGUUUCACCUGAAUGAAAGCGGAGACCCAUCUUCAAAAUCAACUGAGAUCAAAUGGAAAUCUGGAAAGGAUCUGACAAAACGUUCAAGCCAGACACAGAACAAAGCCAGUAGGAAGAGGCAGCAUGAAGAGCCAGAAAGUUUCUUUACCUGGUUCACUGACCACUCUGAUGCAGGUGCUGACGAGCUAGGAGAGGUCAUCAAGGAUGACAUCUGGCCAAAUCCAUUACAGUACUACUUGGUUCCUGAUAUGGAUGAUGAAGAAGGGGAGGGAGAGGAAGACGAUGAUGAUGAUGAAGAGGAAGAAGGGUUGGAGGAUAUUGACGAAGAAGGAGAUGAAGAUGAGGGAGAAGAAGAUGAAGAUGAUGAUGAGGGAGAGGAAGGAGAGGAGGAUGAAGGAGAAGAUGACUAAUUGAACACUGAUGGAUUCCAAAUUCCCUUUUUACCUUUUUAAUUUUUCUCCAGUCCCUGGGAGCAAGUUGCUGUCUUUUUUUUCUUGUGCUCAGUCUCCUUGUUCUCUUGAGGUCUCUUUUUCUCUCCUCUACACCAUGGUUCACAAUUUAAUUUGGGGAAAAUACCUUGAGCAGAAGGCAGUGGAAAAGAAUCUACCGGUUUCUGUUUCAAGUUCAUUUUUAUCCCUUUCUGUCUCAAAACAAAAACUGUUUAUGGAAUCAACACACCAUAUUCUGUGGGAAAAAAGAAAACCUUCUGCUCCCUUCACUCUGCUGGAAGCUGAAGAGUGCUAGGCCCCUGUGUAGUAGUGCAUAGAAUCUAGCUUUUUUCCUUCUUUCUCUGUAUAUUGGGCUCAGAGAUUACACUGUGUCUCUAUGUGAAUAUGGACAGUUAGCAUUUACCAACAUGUAUCUGUCUACUUUCUCUUGUUUAAAAAAAAAAGAAAAAGCUAAAAAAAAAAAAAAUGGGGUUAUAGAAGGUCAGCCUGGGGUGGGUUUCAGAUGUGUGGGUGGGGUAAGUGGGCAUUUUGACAACAUGGCUUCUUCUCCUUUGGCAUGUUUAAUUGUGAUGUUUAACAAACAUCCUUGCAGUUUAAGAUGACACUUUUAAAAUAAAAUCUUCUCCUAAUGAUGACUUUGAGCCCUGCCACUUGAUGGAGAAUCAGCAGAACCUGUAGGAUCUUAUUUGGAAUUGACAUUCUCUAUUGUAAUUUUGUUCUUGUUUAUUUUUAAAUUCUUUUUUUUUUUUUUUUUUUUUUUUGUUUCACUGGAAAGGAAAGAAAGAUGCUCAGUUUUAAACGUUAAAGUGUACAAGUUGCUUUGUUACAAUAAAACUAAAUGUGUACACAAAGGGACUGGUUGGUCUUCACUGAAAGAAACAGUUGUAAUAUUCUGUUUUGGAUUUGCACAUAGCUUCUUGGCAUUUUUGGGGGCGUUUGGUCAGUAUUUAUGUAGUGCAAUGCAACCUUGUGGUUCUGUGGACUGGUAAUCGGUUCAUUUAGGUUCCAUUAUGGCAGUACUUGGGAAGUGCUUCGUCUGGAGGUACUGCUGUGUGCUCCACUUCUUGAAUGAUGUGACAGUCGUGAGACGAGGCUGUAGUGCAUAUGCCUGGUAUGAAGAUAAAGCUUUUAUUCAAGUUCUGCAAAAAGAAAAGCCACUUGUCUCAGCUGUUUUAGUACCAAUUUGGAGUACUGUACCUCAAGGAAAUCAGUUUGCGUGAGAAGAUCAUGCAAACUCCGAAUAAAAAGAUGGCAUGGGCUCUAGUAAGACUAUCUGUGGUUCUAGAAUUCUGUUCAGGUGAAAAUAAAUAUUCAGUGCAAGCAAACUUUUUGGGUUAUUUCAAUUAGCAAGAUUCUUGGAAGCUUUUGUAUAAAGAAGCUGCCACUUACUGCUUUCUCUCCUUGGUAGCAGUGUGUAAAUAUGCUUUAGAUAGACUUCUUUUUUCCUCCCCCCGCGUUAAGAGACUGUUUGAAUAGCUUGUAAUGAUUUCACAUAGAGAUUGUUGGUAUUUCACCAAGUGUAAUGAAAGUUGUUUUAACAUGCUGUGCUUUUGAAAUAUUUAAAAGAUUGUAUUAGCUAAUCUCAAAUUCAAACAGCUAGUUCUCUUUGGAUGUGUAGAGAAGACUGUCUUCUGGGAAGACUUGCUCUUAUUCUCCGAUUCCUUUUCCUCACAGAAUUUGCUGUAAUCAAAUUCUGCUUUUUUUUUUUUUUUUCUUUUUUAAUGCUUAAGAAUACACGUAGCAGAGCAAGAUUAAUCUCUACUUGAGACAUGCCCAAAUAACAUAGGAAAGGGGAGAGUGUUGUGUAAGCAUUGGAUCCAUCUCGGAUUCAGCCUGGUUACCUGAGAUGGUACAACAUCCAUCUGCGUGCAAUCAGUGUGAAAUAAGGCCAUUUACUUUAUUCCAUCUCAACUAGAGCUUCUGCUCAGGACUUUCUGCUUGCAAAGCGAAUGAAAAUAUUAACUGUAAUUUUUUUGUUGUGUUUUUGGUUUUGGUUUUUUUGCCAUCUAGAGAGAGAACAAAUGAAAGUUAAGAAGCCUAUAACUUCUUUGUUUGCUUCCUUUUUCUGCUAUAAGGUAGAAGUCCACUACCUGUUGUGGUAGCAGGUUGAUGUGCUAUUGUUACUUGCCCUGAUGCCUCACAAAUGUUAAUUUUUAUGUAAUCCUAAUCGAUUGUAGGUCUUUAUGGAUAAUAAUCCAGCUAGUCUUAAUGCUUUGUGGGGAAAAAAAAAAUCCCAACCUGUGCCAUUGUUGCUAAUAUGUCUGUUAUGAUCAGAAAACCUAUAAAAACUGUUUUGAAAGUAAUCAAAGCUUCGGGUUCUGUAAAGUCAAAAUGCCAUGAGCAGGAAAUGGAAAGCACGGAUAUUGAAAUGCUUCGUUGGAGGCUUCCUUGUCCAUUUACACAGGGAUGGUGUGGAUUUUACAGGAUAACAAAACAUUCUUGCUGCUGUACUGAUGAUACUGAAUUUCCUGUGAAACAGAAGGUUUACUACUGGCAACAGCUAACGAGUAAACUAAUGUGCUAAAAAACAUAUUUAAAUGUAAUCUUAAAUAGUUUUUCUACCAAUAGAAAUGAAUAGGAAUUAACACAUUUCUCAGCACCAACAGUGAGGAAAUAUUGGAGGUGGGCAUCAUGCGCUCUGGCUGUUCACGCAAUGUGUAAUUUGACUGAAUAUAAGUAUUGGGUGCCCAUUUUUACUUGACUUAAUCUGUGUUUGCAUUCAAAAAGGCAUUUAGAGGUAAUGUCCACCUUGGAUAAGAAUGGGAGAUUAAUUUCUAUUAAACAUCUAUCUCUAUCUCUUGUUAACUCUCCAAUGCUGCUUAAGCUCCUCACAUGCAGUUGAUCCUACUGAGUGAAACUUGUCACAGAUGGAAGCUGAAUUUAGGCUUUAUGGCUUGAAUUUCCAGGGUUAAAAUAUGGAAUUGGUGACAAUUUAAAGUUACUGUACUUAAAUGACUUAAACGACUUGAAGGUUAUUUUAAGUUUGAAAUUUAAUUGCUAUAAAAUUGAAUCCUUUGUCUGUAAUUUCUAGUGCCAAAAGAAAGCAAAUACAUCCGUGUGUGUAAAUAGGUUUUUUAACAUGUAUGCUUAUUCAGUUGUCAAUACAGGUUUUGUCCCUGUAAACAAGCAUUAUCUGAAUCGAUUUCUCAGUCAUUCAUGCCAUUUGUUUGAAUCUGUAAGCUUCUCUUUGUACCACUUCAAAAGGUGCAUAAUGGUAGCACUUUGUUUAUCUGAUACUGUUCCUGAAUUUUGAAGCCAUGUCUUUUUUUCUUUUUCUUUUUUUUUUUUUUCUCUCCCAAACAGAAAACCUGAAAUCACUUCUGAUGUACCUUCAAGCUAUCCUUCUAUUGGAAGGAAUUAAAGUACCUUUAACUGUAACUUGA
Tympanuchus pallidicinctus (lesser prairie-chicken) is the source of this 4511-nucleotide messenger RNA. It is a transcript of the gene SET, whose product is annotated as SET nuclear proto-oncogene. The coding region runs from base 256 to 1089 and encodes 277 amino acids. The record is from RefSeq and is a predicted model, not a curated record. Gene Ontology annotation, biological process: nucleosome assembly. Gene Ontology annotation, cellular component: nucleus; chromatin. Gene Ontology annotation, molecular function: chromatin binding; histone binding. The transcript is spliced from 8 exons. Lineage: Eukaryota; Metazoa; Chordata; Aves; Galliformes; Phasianidae.